Messenger RNA from Dama dama (fallow deer), 2226 nucleotides. It is a transcript of the gene NOL4L, whose product is annotated as nucleolar protein 4 like. The record is from RefSeq and is a predicted model, not a curated record. The transcript has 11 exons. The coding region runs from base 1 to 2040 and encodes 679 amino acids. NCBI's taxonomy places the organism in Eukaryota, Metazoa, Chordata, Mammalia, Artiodactyla, Cervidae.
AUGCCGAAGCCGACGCUGCUGCUGCGCGGGGGCUGGGAGCGCGAGCGCAGCCCCGGGGACUCGGAGCUGGGCCGCCAGUUCCGGGACUGGUGCCUGCGCACCUACGGCGACUCGGCCAAAACCAAGACGGUGACACGCAGCAAAUACCAGCGGAUCGCCGAGGUCCUGCAGGGCGGCGGCGGGACCGGCGCGGGUAGCGGCCCGGCAGCCGGCGAGAAAGGCAAGUUCCAGUUCUGGGUGCGCUCCAAGGGCUUCCGCCUGGGCAGCGGCCGGGAACCCAAGAUGGGCCAAGUGGUGUAUGUGCCGGUCAAGACGGGCUCGGGGGCAGAUGGCCUGUCGGAGCCGGAGGGCAUCUCUCUGAAGCGGGUCGCUGUGGUGGAAGAUUUCUUUGACAUCAUCUACUCGAUGCAUGUGGAGAGCUCAGCGGAGCCCGGCAAAGCCCCCAAGCACGCUGGGCAGAAGAAAACCUACCGAGCGAUCGCGGAGACCUACGCCUUCCUUCCACGGGAGGCCGUGACCCGGUUCCUGAUGAGCUGCACGGAGUGUCAGAAGAGGAUGCACUUUAAUUCCAACGGCCUGGAGCCCAAAGAAAACGAGCCUCCGUCUCCUCUGGUCUCCGGAAUCAUCGAUUACAACAUGCCCCUCACCUCCACGUACCUGAAGCAGAUGAAGUUGCGUGUGAUGAAUUCCCAGGAGCAGGAUGAAACUUCUGUGAGCAGUGAAGAUUUUGAUAUGAACGACUCCACAUGGAUGUCAGCUGACCCACACCUGGCCUCCAGCCUGAGUCCCAGCCAGGACGAGAGGAUGCGGAGCCCACAAAACCUCCACAGCCAAGAGGACGACGACUCCUCCUCUGAGAGCGGCAGCGGUAAUGGCUCCUCCACCCUGAACCCGUCGACCUCCAGCAGCACGCAGGGAGACCCGGCCUUCCCCGAGAUGAACGGCAACGGCGCCGUGGCCCCCAUGGACUUCACCGCCAGCGCCGAGGAUCAGCCCAUCAACCUGUGUGACAAGCUCCCGCAGGGCUCGGCCCUGGGCACGCCCUCCUACCCCUCCGAUGGCUGCGGCGCCGACGGACUGCGGAGCCGCGUCAAGUACGGGGUGAAGACCACCCCCGAGUCCCCCCCUUACAGCUCGGGGAGCUACGACUCCAUCAAAACCGAGGUCAGUGGCUGCCCCGAGGACCUGACAGUGGGCCGGGCCCCCACGGCAGAUGACGACGAUGAUGACCACGACGACCAUGAGGACAAUGACAAGAUGAACGACUCGGAGGGCAUGGACCCUGAGCGCCUCAAGGCCUUCAACAUGUUCGUGCGUCUCUUCGUGGAUGAGAACCUGGACCGCAUGGUGCCCAUCUCCAAGCAGCCCAAGGAGAAGAUCCAGGCCAUCAUCGAGUCGUGCAGCCGGCAGUUCCCCGAGUUCCAGGAACGGGCCCGCAAGCGCAUCCGCACGUACCUCAAGUCCUGCCGGCGCAUGAAGAAGAAUGGCAUGGAGAUGACCAGACCCACACCUCCCCACCUGACCUCGGCCAUGGCAGAAAACAUCCUGGCAGCUGCCUGCGAGAGUGAGACAAGAAAAGCAGCCAAAAGGAUGCGCCUGGAGAUCUACCAGUCCUCUCAGGACGAGCCCAUAGCCCUGGACAAGCAGCACUCCCGGGACUCCACAGCCAUCACCCAUUCCACCUACUCACUGCCAGCCUCCUACUCCCAGGACCCCGUGUAUGUCAACGGUGGCCUCAACUACAGUUACCGUGGUUACGGGGCCUUGGGCGGCAACCUGCAGCCUCCUGCCUCCCUCCAAACAGGAAAUCACAGUAACGGGCCCACAGACCUCAGCAUGAAAGGCGGGGCCUCCACCACCUCCACCACGCCCACGCCCACCCCCUCCAGCAACAGCACCAGCCGGACCAUGCCCACCGCCCAGCUCAGCCCCACCGAGAUCAGCGCCGUGCGGCAGCUCAUCGCCGGCUACCGAGAGUCUGCCGCCUUCCUGCUGCGCUCGGCAGAUGAACUGGAAAACCUCAUUUUGCAGCAGAACUGACCCUGCGGCUCGUGGAGUGCACUACCCUAAGGAAGGAGGCUCUCCCAGCCCUGGACCGGCGUCCCGCCUCACCAGUUUGGUACCUUUUGUUUUUUGAAAGAGGUGGAUCCAAAAGAGCUGUUUCUAAGCCACACUCCAAGCGCCUGAGACUCUGGGCACAAGGACACUUUUUUUUUUUUUUGGAAU